This is a messenger RNA of Hyaena hyaena (striped hyena), 857 nucleotides long. RefSeq names its product peroxiredoxin 5 (gene PRDX5). Bases 57 to 707 code for a protein of 216 amino acids. Gene Ontology annotation, biological process: hydrogen peroxide catabolic process; cellular response to oxidative stress; cell redox homeostasis. Gene Ontology annotation, molecular function: thioredoxin peroxidase activity. The transcript is spliced from 6 exons. NCBI's taxonomy places the organism in Eukaryota, Metazoa, Chordata, Mammalia, Carnivora, Hyaenidae. Gene Ontology annotation, cellular component: mitochondrion; cytoplasm; peroxisome. The record is from RefSeq and is a predicted model, not a curated record.
GGCCCCGCCUCCUGCCGCGGCUCGGACUAGGGGGCGGAGCGGCUGUGCCCGCUGGCAUGAGCAUGCAGUUGGCUAGGCUGCGUCUUCUGGGUGGCAGGGCGGGCUCAGCUCUCGUCCGGGCGACUGCUUCGUGGGCGGCGAGAGCAGGAGGGUGCCGUCAACGAGGAGGGGAGUGGACGCUUGGAGGGACCUCUGGUUUCAGAAGCGCCGCCUCAGCUAUGGCCCCAAUCAAGGUGGGAGACGCCAUCCCUUCGGUGGUGGUUUUCGAAGGGGAGCCUGGGAACAAGGUGAACCUGGCAGAGCUGUUCAAGGGCAAGAAGGGAGUGCUGUUUGGAGUCCCUGGGGCCUUUACCCCCGGCUGUUCCAAGACCCACCUGCCAGGGUUUGUGGAGCAGGCUGAGGCCCUGAAGGCCAAAGGCAUCCAGGUGGUAGCCUGUCUGAGUGUUAAUGAUGUCUUUGUGACCGCAGAGUGGGGACAGGCUCACAACUCUGGAGGCAAGGUUCGGCUCUUGGCUGAUCCCACUGGGGCCUUUGGGAAGGAGACAGAUUUGUUACUAGAUGAUUCACUGGUGUCCCUCUUUGGAAACCGACGGCUCAAGAGGUUCUCCAUGGUGGUAGAGGAUGGCAUAGUGAAGGUUUUGAACGUGGAGCCGGAUGGUACAGGCCUCACCUGCAGCCUGGCCCCCAUCAUCCUCGCACAGCUCUGAGGCCCUGGGCCCAGACCUCCUCCUCCUGCCCUUUAUUGUUGCACCUCCCCAGCCCCGGACGGGGGGCCCCAGUCCAGCCCCGACAGGGGCCAGUUCCCAGGUGGGAGCUCUGACCAAACUUCUGCAAUAAACAUUUCCGGCUCACAUUUA